AUGGUCAGAAGGGAACUCAUUGUUCAACGAACGGUGGAUGAGAAUCAGCUCAAUUCAGUCUGCGAUAUUCUACCUCUGUUGAGUGAAGUUGGGUUGUUGAAAACAGUCACAGAUGUUUGCCCUUACUCCAAGCUGUUAACUUAUGAGUUUUAUUGCAAUCUCAGUGAUGAGAUUGAUGAUCUUGCAGGGCCACGACCAAUGCAAAUCUUUAUAAGAGGUAGGUGGUAUGUAUUUGGACCAGAUAUGAUCAAUGAUUACUAUGGGUUGCCUGCGGUUCAAGAGAAAGAUGUAACUGAUUGGAAUUUGGUGGCCAAAACUCUCACUGGUGGUCAGACCACAUCUUGGCCUACAGGAGAUAAGGAUUACUUGCUCAGCUCUCAUCUCACGUCAAAAUAUGUUAUUCUACAUCGUCUGGCUCUGCACAACUGGCUGCCAUCUGCCCAUUUCAACACAGUUGGAAAGCUUCUUGCUGGGUUUUUAUUUCGGAUUGGCACUAAGAUGAAGCUCGAUCUGGGAAAGUGGAUUUACUAUCAUAUUCUGACUCUAACUCAUCCCAGGGAGCAAAAGGUGAGACUGCCCUUCCCAAAUCUAAUCUUUGGAAUACUUAUUUCUCAGAGACUUAAACCUAUGACCAGUGAAGUCAUCAGCCCGACAUUGCUUUAUACUGUCGAGAAACGGCUACUAUCUGGAGACCAUAUCAAGGAUGUAGUCCCUAUCACUGCUCCAACAAAUUCUGAACCUGAGGCUGUGAAUGAUGAGUCCCUGCAUGACAAAGAUGUGAAGCUGGCGGAACAAUUGAAGGCGCGUGUUGCAGAUCUGGAAACGGUGCAUGGUAUCAUUGCUAAACAACUGACCGGUGCACGUACUGAGCUAGCCACUAUUCUGCUCCGCAUGAGUCUGACUGAUACUGCUGCUGCUGUGGACCCCGAGAAGACAGAUAGUGACUCUCCCUCAAACGCUUGA
Messenger RNA from Ipomoea nil (Japanese morning glory), 963 nucleotides. RefSeq lists its product as uncharacterized. Bases 1 to 963 code for a protein of 320 amino acids. The record is from RefSeq and is a predicted model, not a curated record. Lineage: Eukaryota; Viridiplantae; Streptophyta; Magnoliopsida; Solanales; Convolvulaceae. The transcript has a single exon.